Molecule: messenger RNA, 1319 nt
Organism: Calypte anna (Anna's hummingbird)
Lineage: Eukaryota; Metazoa; Chordata; Aves; Apodiformes; Trochilidae
Gene: TMEM237
Product: transmembrane protein 237
Exons: 13
Coding region: 70-1257 (395 amino acids)
Biological process (GO): cilium assembly
Cellular component (GO): ciliary transition zone
Source: RefSeq, a predicted model, not a curated record
GAGGGGCGGGAGCGAGGGCCGGCUCCUCCCCGCCGCUCCCGGGAUAUUACAGGCGGCGGCGGUAGCAGAAUGGCGGCACGGCGGACAGGCUCCGGCGCGUGCCCGCCUCGUGCCCUCCCUCCAGUGCCAAGUAGAGACCAAGAUGAAAUUCCACUCAGUCGUCCCAAAAAACGGAAACCCAAAGGAAAGACUCCACUAGAUGGCAUCGUUCAGGCAGCAGUUCGCCGGCAGUCUGAAAGCAGCGAGCCCCUGACUCCUGAACCUCAGGAACCUCCUCAGAGGAAACGCAAGAAGAAGAAAGUACCUACUGAUUCUGAGACCUCUUUUACCGAGCAAAAUGUUGCAUCCCUGUUUCAGAAUGGAAAUGGUGUGGAUGUUCCUGAAGCUGAAGAAACAGUAACCCGCAAGCAGAGAAAAAGACCAAAGAAACCUCGGCCAGCUGAAUUGCAGGGUUCAAAUGAGCUGGAAGUGGAUGAGGAAGACAUCAUUGAGGAUGAAAACAGAAAGAGCCCAGAUCAGCAGCCUGUGUUUGCUGCUCCCACUGGAAUUAGCCAGCCUGUUAGCAAAGUGUUUGUUGAAAAAAAUCGACGUUUUCAGGCAGCUGAUCGUGCAGAGUUGAUUAAAACCACUGAAAAUAUCAAUGUACUUCUGGAUGUGAAGGCAUCAUGGACUACCAGAGAUGUUGCCCUCUCUGUGCACCGAAGUUUCAGGAUGAUUGGACUCUUUACACAAGGCUUUCUUGCUGGGUAUGCUGUCUGGAACAUCAUUGUUAUCUACAUUUUGGCAGGAAAUAAUCUUUCUUCAGUUUCUAACCUGCUCGAGCAGUAUAGAACACUAGCAUACCCAGCUCAAAGUUUGUCGUAUUUGUUGCUGUCUAUCAGUACAGUCUCAGCCUUCGACAGGAUUGAUUUGGCAAAAGCAUCAGUUGCACUGAGGGGCUUCCUCACCUUAGAUCCAGCAGCAGUAGCCUCUUUCUUGUACUUUGUUGCUCUUAUCUUAACCUUAAGCCAGCAGAUGACUUGCGACAGAGUUAACCUGUACACACCACCUUCAGACAAUGGCAGCAUCUGGAUGGCAGGCAAAGAGGAAGACAUUGUUCAGCCAUGGGUUGUGGUGAAUCUGGUAGUGUCUAUUCUAGUUGGGACAAGUUGGAUCUUCCUGUCAUAUCGACCUGAGCUAGACCACAGUGAAGAACUGAUGUUUCAUGCUGAAAUUGAAGAAUUUCCCCAGGGAGAUAUGCCCAGAAUCCAGCCAUAGUAUUGUGUCUUGAAGCCAUGUAUUAUAACUUUCAUAAAUAAAAGAUGUAUUUUUAUAUUGUA